AUGAUAUUGUGAUGUCAAGAGUUUCUUUGUGAUCUGAUAAGAAUACAGUAGAAGAACCUUUAGUUUUUAUGACUGUAGUAGUAACUUGUAUCCCUGUCAGAUAGUAUCUAGUGUCUCUAUUGGGAGUUUAUGGCAGAGGUCAACGACAUUUCUCAAUUAUGAAACAGCCCAAGUAUCCACUACUUGAGGUGAAGUUAUGUUAACGGUUUCAUGAAACAUGGGUGCCUAUAAAGAUUCUGUCAUCUGGGUUACAAGAGAAGUUCCUGCCGCUUAAAAACUUCCAAUUUCUGCUCCAAUUAUUAAGGUUUCUGCAGGUUAUAGUUAUUAGUGAUACUCUGCUAGAAACUCCCAGUUCAUUUUGUUCUUAUGGAUUCAAAAUUAGAGUUAUCACGCAAGAAUUACUAACUUUGGUUGUAAAACGGAAAAGAAAGAAGAGGAUGAUGAAGAAUAAGUGGAUGCUUUAAACCUAAUUACCAAGAAGAUGGGCGCCAAUGGCUGGAAUUUCAAUGCUGAUUCUUGUGGAGAAUAUCUUCCUCAUGUCCAACUGACGGAUCCUGACAGGAACGUUACCUGUGACUGCGAAUUUGCGAACAAUACCUGUCAUAUUACUUCCCUGAAGUUCAAGCGUUUUAGCCUUGCAGGAGAACUUCCACCUGAACUCAUUCAGCUUCGUUAUCUUGAGAGCAUUGAUCUUUCUUACAAUGAACUUGGUGGGUCUAUACCAAGUCAAUGGGCUUCAUUGCAGCUAAAAAUGAUUGCUCUUCUAGCAAACCGGUUAUCAGGGAACAUUCCAAGCUAUUUGGGGAACUUUACCAGCCUUGCAUACUUGGACCUUGAAUUAAAUCAAUUUUCUGGAAUGAUCCCGCGUGAGCUUGGGAACUUAGUUAACCUUGAAACUUUGAUUCUAUCCUCCAACAAAUUGGAUGGAAAUUUGCCAAAGGAACUUGCUGAGCUGAAAAACCUGACUGACUUUAGAAUAAACGAUAACAACUUCAAUGGGAGUAUACCAGAUUUUGUACAAAACUGGAAGCAACUUAAAAGACUAGAAAUGGUAGCUAGUGGACUGGAAGGACCCAUUCCAUCCUCCAUCUCUGCUCUGAAAACAUUAACAGACUUGAGGAUCACUGACAUAAAUUUCACAAAUCAGUCAUUUCCUGAUCUUAGUAACAUUGUAGGCCUCUCACGGCUGUUGUUGAGGAAUUGCAAUAUAUCUGGAGAAAUUCCUCCAUACAUCUGGGAAAUGAGUAAACUGCGAAUUUUGGAUCUCAGUUUUAAUAAGUUACACGGGAAUCUUCCAAAUGCUAUAACCACAGAGGCACUGGUAUUCAUCUUUCUAAGUGGAAACCGCCUCACAGGAAAUAUACCAAUGUUUAGGAAAGGAAUGAGUGUAGAUCUUUCCUAUAAUAAUUUCUCACAGCAAAGCUCUGGGCAGCCUGCUUGUCAGCAGGGAAUGGAUGUAACUCUAAACUUGUUCCGAAGUUCUUCAAUGGGAAAUGACAUAGGAGGAGCAUGCAUGGAUGAUCUCACUUGUGAUAAGUACUGGCACUCUAUGUACAUCAAUUGUGGAGGACAAAAUGUUAAAACAAAUGGCAGCACAUAUGAAGGAGAUGCAGCAGCUAGUAGCGGUGCUGCAAUAUUCUAUCGGAGUGAGGAUGAAUGGGGAAUUAGCAGCACCGGAGACUUUAUGGAUGACAACGAUUUCCAAAACAGAGCUUAUAUUGAAAACAUGCCAUCAUUAAAUAUUAAUGAAUUGUACCAAACAGCACGCGUUUCUCCAAUUUCACUCACUUACUAUCAUCGUUGUUUGGAAAAUGGGAAUUACACUGUGAGUCUACACUUCGCUGAGAUCAGAUUCAAAAAUGAUAAUACAUAUAACAGCCUUGGAAGACGAUUAUUUGAUGUCUAUAUUCAGAAUAAUCUAGUUGAGAAGGAUUUCAAUAUAGAAGUUGAAGCUGCAGGGGUUGCCAAGCCAGUCACAAAAAUACACAAUGCUACUGUCACAAAUAAUAUUUUGGAUAUCCACUUAUAUUGGGCUGGCAAAGGGACUACAAGAAUUCCUGUUAGUGGAGUCUAUGGCCCCCUCAUAUCAGCUAUUUCUGUAUAUCCCAACUUCAAACCACGUUUUUCGGGAGGGGGAAAGACAAAAACUGUACCAAUAAUUCUUGGAGUUGUAGGCUUUUGUCUCGUAUUCUCAGCAUUGGCUAUCUUUUGGUGGAAAUGCUAUUUCAGAGUACAGAAAAAAAGACAAAAAGGUCUUGAAGGAAUAGAAAUCCAAACUGUUUCUUUUACCUUAAAGCAAAUUAAAGCUGCCACAGGCAAUUUUAAUCCGGCAAACAAAAUUGGAGAAGGUGGAUUUGGACCAGUUUACAAGGGCUUGUUACCUGAUGGUACUGUGAUUGCUGUGAAGCAGCUCUCAUCUAAGUCAAGUCAGGGAAAUCGUGAGUUUUUGAACGAGAUCGGCGUGAUUUCAUGCAUGCAGCACCCACAUCUUGUAAAACUUCAUGGGUGUUGUAUUGAAGGAGAUCAACUAUUGUUAGUAUAUGAAUACAUGGAAAACAACAGCCUUUCUCGUGCUUUGUUUGGUCCAGAAAAUCAACUACAUUUGGACUGGAAAACAAGGCAGAAGAUAUGCAUCGGAAUCGCCAAAGGCUUGUCUUUUUUACAUGAAGAAUCAAGACUCAAGAUUGUUCAUAGAGACAUCAAAGUCACCAAUGUUCUCCUUGAUAAGGAUCUCAAUCCUAAAAUAUCUGAUUUUGGAUUGGCUAAACUAGACGAACGAGAAAAAACCUAUAUCAGCACCAGAGUUGCUGGAACUGUAGGAUAUAUGGCACCAGAAUAUGCAUUAUGGGGUCGUUUGACAUAUAAAGCAGAUGUUUACAGUUUUGGAAUUGUGGCACUGGAGAUUGUGAGUGGGAAGCAUAACAAGAGUUGUGGGCCAGAUGAUCAAUUCUCUUGUCUUCUAGACUGGGCCUGCCAUUUAGAGCAAAAUGGAAACCUGAUUGAGAUAGUGGAUCAGAAGCUGGGAUCUGAAUUCAACAAGGUAGAAGCAGAAAGGUUGAUAAAAGUAGCUCUCUUAUGCGCUAAUGCUUCACCAUCACUAAGGCCAAUCAUGUCUGAAGUUGUUAGCAUGAUAGAAGGAACUAGGAUCAUACCUGAUGUGAUCCCUGAACCAAAUAGUGAAGAUUUGAGGUUUAAGGCCAUAAGAGGACCUGACGAACGAAUAAGAAGUAGUUUGAAAGGCAAUCAGAACUCUAGUUCGAUCUUAGAUAGAUCGGAUAACAACAGUUCCCAUGUGUACACGGAUGAUGAUGAUCCAUAUGAAACCGAUAAAGAGUUGAAUGCGAGGUUUGACACUAGGAGCAAACACUAUAAACAGCCAGAAAGCCGGAGUGAGGUUUCAACUUCAGUAUUGUCAGAAACAGCCGUUUCCUCAACUUCUGUUCAUGAUCCUUUUGAUAUCAAUAUAAGCUCCUGACAAUGUCCUUGCCUAUGUUUAUAGACAUUCCUUAAUGUACAGAAAAUAGAAGAUCUUGAGCCUUUUAGGACCAUCAAAUUAAUUUGUCUCCUGAAUAAAUAAGCUGUUGAAAGUAAAUUUGUCUCCUGAAUAAAUAAGCAGUUAUGAAGUGAAAUAAAAAUAAAUUUCACUUCAUAACUGCAGUGCAAUCCCAAAUGUGGCCUCGUUAAUGUGUU
Molecule: messenger RNA, 3690 nt
Organism: Populus trichocarpa (black cottonwood)
Lineage: Eukaryota; Viridiplantae; Streptophyta; Magnoliopsida; Malpighiales; Salicaceae
Product: probable LRR receptor-like serine/threonine-protein kinase RFK1
Exons: 24
Coding region: 482-3475 (997 amino acids)
Biological process (GO): protein phosphorylation
Molecular function (GO): protein kinase activity; ATP binding; protein binding
Source: RefSeq, a predicted model, not a curated record